AUGACGGCUAAAUUAAUAUUUGCACUGUUUUUAACCACGAGCUUCGCAGCCGAAACACAAUUCUUAGUAAUAGACAAUGACGCGGGUGCAGAUGAUGCGAUGGCUAUAUUCUUAGCUUUACUGAACGAGAAGCAUUUUAAUGGACCAAAACUAAUUGGACUAACGACAGGCAACGGGAACACAAACGAAAAUAACGUUUGCAUCAACAAUCAAAGGAUUUUAAAAAAGGCAGGGCGACAAGAUGUACCUAUAUUUAGAGGUGCUAAAGCUUCACUAGUGACGACCCCUUACGCGGGCGAUUAUUAUGGUGUGGAUGGUCUUGGUGACAUUGGGGAGGAGCUUAAGGAUGUAGCACCACCGAGCUCUCAAGACGCAGUGCCGGCCCUCAUAGAACUAUCAAAGACACAUAAAGGAAAAUUAACGGUCAUUACUCUAGGCGCACUAACCAAUGUUGCAUUAGCUAUUACACUAGAUCCAAACUUCUUAGGACGACUGAACCAUUUGUAUAUCGGCGCUGGACAUAUAAACAGUGACGAAUUCCCUUCAGCCGAAUUCAACGCCCAUAUGGAUGUUGAGGCCUAUCACAUAAUCGCAAAACAUGCAACGCCGGAUAAAGUCACCGUCCUACCAUUCUCGCAAGUUAUGACGCAUUUAAACCUUUCCCGGGAAUGGCGGGAAGAAGUGUUGGGCGUAAUUAACACGGAUAUAGUGCGUGCGCAGAACCAGUACGAAAGGAUAACUUUGCCGCAGAGUGGCCAAUGGCACGCCCUUGACCCCGCCGUCGUCGCCCUGGUCGUGCGCCCAGACUUGGUCCAAGAGUACAAGUAUUCGAAAAAUGAUAUCAUUUUAUGUGGAGACAAAAGAGGCUUAAACACGAACACUUUCGUUGGGAGAGAUGACGCCAAUAUGAGAAUAAUUUAUUCAGUGAAGACGAAAGAGUAUCAACAAUUCUUAUACGAUGUCUUUAAUGCUGGCUCUUAA
This is a messenger RNA of Leptosia nina, 981 nucleotides long. Lineage: Eukaryota; Metazoa; Arthropoda; Insecta; Lepidoptera; Pieridae. The record is from the annotation of a GenBank genome assembly.